Molecule: messenger RNA, 777 nt
Organism: Gongylonema pulchrum
Lineage: Eukaryota; Metazoa; Nematoda; Chromadorea; Rhabditida; Gongylonematidae
Source: the annotation of a GenBank genome assembly
CCCCAUAAUGUACCAUGCUCACAGCUGAUCGUGUUCGGCGAUGACUUCACCGAUGAUGGAAUCGAAUUCGGAGAAAAUUCGCACGGUUUCCUGAGAAAUUCGAAUGGUCCGGUGUGGUCGGAAUACCUGAGCCGAAUGCUCUCAUGCGAAAAGUACACCAAUUAUGCGCAUACUGGAGCAAGAAGUGGCUACGACAAUGUGCACUUCUCGGGCUGGUCAGGGAUACUCUGGCAGAUGGAGUACCACUUCAUCAAUCAUCCAACCACACAGCCUCAUUCGUUAAUAAUCUUACAAGCCGGUGGAGUAGCAGAGUUACUGCAUCGAAACGAGAACCUUGAUGACAACUCGCAUGACGACAGACAAAUUGACGAAAACGUGGCGCACUCUGCUCUGGCACUCAUCGACAACGUCGAUGAUGGCAUAAUCGUGGUAAUGAAUUUGAUCGAUCCAUGCGAAGCGCCUGGCUAUGCCAGUUUUGCGAACGAUGAACAUGACACGCUGGACGUGUCUACCAGAGUUUCAAAGAUCAAUUCGAAAUUGUGGAAACUAGUAUUAACGGAAGGACGAACAAAUCCUCGAGUUGGACUAUUUGACCUAAAUGCUGCAAUCGUGGAAGCAACACGACGAAUGAAUAUAACCACUCCAUUCGCGCAUCAACGUGCCAACUUAACGUCACGAGAAAUCUACAACUACGCGUAUCACGAUCAGUGGUACCCCUCAACAUUUGUACAUCACAAAAUUGCCGAAAAACUGAUUAAAUUUCUGGAAGACCUGUGA